CUGAUCUCACACAGGAAGAGAGUUACAGUGAAGACAUGUGUGUGAGAGUCACUGUGUUGGUUCUGCUUCUAUGUGGAAUAUUUAACAGAUUUCACGCCCCAGCGGAUGCCUCUACCUCUUCAUCUUUUCGUUCCCAUGAUGUUCUCUUGUCAUGUGUGUUUGAGGUCAAGCCCAAGCCGCUAAACAUGUCUUUAUUGACUGUGCAGUGGCUCCAUGAUGCGCGGCCACUGGUAGAAUUUAGAAACAAUAGUCUGGUGUCUCACGACCCUCGGGCUUUGCUGUCUGUGGAACAGCUGAGAAAGGAGAACGCUUCUCUUGUCCUGACCAACCCAACCUUGUCUGACAGCGGCAACUACACCUGUGUGCUCCAGUAUGGCAAAACGACUGAGCUAAUACACAUUGUCUUAACGGUUCAAGAAGAACGUAUCCAAAUCUAUGCCGUGCCACAUCCUAGAGAAAAAUAUGACGAUUCCAGCAAUACAGAAAUUCACCAAAGGUCUAACUCAAUAGAUGAUGACAUAGACGCUAUUCCGAGUCCUAAAGUACUAACUACUGGUUUGUCAACCCAACAUACCCCAAAAGCCAAAUCUUAUCUAUCAAUGGAAAUAAGCAAAGAAGUUUCAGUUCAGAUGGGAAGUAAUGUGUCAUUAAAUUGUACCUUCAACAUACGACCAUCAAUGAGCCUUAAUGAUCUCACUGUGCACUGGUCCAAAGAUGGGGUGACAAGGACAUUUAUGAACAAAACAUACAUUUACCCUCCUGGGUAUAACAUGCCAGAGGAAAAGCUUUUUCAAGGACUUACAGAUCUGAAACUUAAAAAUGUGAGCAGAAAUGAUACUGGGGUCUACACCUGCUUUAUAAAGUACAGGACAAUGAAAGCCAGUACGAACAUCACUCUUACAAUAAAAGCCAAAUCUUAUCUAUCAAUGGAAAGAAGCAAAACAGUUUCAGUUCAGCUGGGAAGUAAUGUGUCAUUAAAUUGUACCUUCAACAUACAACCACCAAUGAGCAGCCUUAAUGAUCUCACUGUGCACUGGUCCAAAGAUGGGGUGACAAGGACAUUUAUGAACAAAACAUACAUUUACCCACCUGGGUAUAAUAUGCCAGAGGAAAAGCUUCAUCAAGGACUUACAGAUCUGAAACUUAAAAAUGUGAGCAGAAAUGAUACUGGGGUCUAUACCUGCUUUAUAAAGUACAGGACAAUGGAAAACAGUACGGAAAUCACUCUUACAAUAGAAGCAUACAAAGAGUUGAAGAUUGGAAUGGUCCUUUCUGUGCUGAGUAUUUCUGGCUCUCUGGUGUUUCUGUUCUAUUUCUGCUUUGCUGGGUGAAAACUAUUAACACUUCAAGAGAGAAGAUGGGGAGACCAGAUCAUCUUUCCUUGAUCAGAUCAGAUGGAGGAAUCCUUGGAAGAUUUAUGUUUGGUAUUUAAAAAUGGAUGUGGACUUUACCCUAGAACGCUCUUUUUAUAAACAAUAUUUCCAAUACAUUUUAAUAGCAGACAUUUUAAAAACAAAAUAUAUUAAUAGAUUUAACAUGAUAACAUUUUACAUAACAAUUACAAGGCUCGAGUGAAUUGGUAGGAAAACUGUAUCGCAGACUAAUAUCAGCACCUGAUCUCAGUUGAUAUAUUUAAGGAUCCAUCAGUGGUGAUUUAGGAUCUACAACCAUUUUGCAGAAAACAAUCAACAGUUUUCAGAAAUUAAAUUCUCCCAUUCUAAGAUGUAUCGCUUUCUUAAGUAUAUAAAUAAUAUAGCUAAAAAAUAAAGUAUAGAAUGUACAUCUAUAAACACAGCACUGAUUUA
Messenger RNA from Bombina bombina (fire-bellied toad), 1805 nucleotides. RefSeq names its product contactin-3. The record is from RefSeq and is a predicted model, not a curated record. Gene Ontology annotation, cellular component: external side of plasma membrane. Gene Ontology annotation, biological process: cellular response to lipopolysaccharide; T cell costimulation; negative regulation of T cell proliferation. The transcript has 8 exons. NCBI's taxonomy places the organism in Eukaryota, Metazoa, Chordata, Amphibia, Anura, Bombinatoridae. Bases 36 to 1331 code for a protein of 431 amino acids.